AUGGUGGCAGAAAAGAUUGACUCAAUUACAGAGAUCCCUCUAAAGCGCGCAGACGCAAUGUCGGGGCUGGAGGAGACGACGGUGCGUAAGAAGAAGCUCACAAGUGUCGUAUGGGAGACAUUUACGCCCACGUCAAGCAGCGGUCUGCGUGAUGGCGUGGUUGAUUCAGCAAAGUGUUCGGUGUGCAAUAAGGUAUUUAGUACGAGACAUGGUACAUCGUCCAUGAUGCGACAUGCCAAGCGGCACAAUGAGCUCCCUACUGGUACGCCCAUGGGCAAGAAAGGCAAGAAGAGUACAAAUGGAGCGACAAUCAAUGGAAAAGAUGGAAUGGUGGUGUCAACUGGUAAGAAGAACGCAGUUGCAAAGAAGGAAGCAAAAGUGGUCGUACAGUUGGACGAAAAUGCAGCAGCAGGCAUGAAGCGCCAGAGGUUGCGGAAUUUAAGUAGUGCGCUCAUUGAGUGGAUUGUAGAAGACCAGCAGGAUUUGAGUGUAGUACAGCACGAAAAGUUCCUGGACGUCUUGGCUGCUGCGGGUAUUAAAGCUGUCAUUCCACCCCUGGAUGCAUUGCAGAAGGCAAUGGAGCGCAAAUACUAUGCGCUGUUUACACGCGUGGGUGAGUAUAUAAAUCGAUCUGCGGUUGGACGCAUCACGUUUUCAUGUGAUACGUGGUCAGGGUCAGUGUACAAAGGAUAUAUGGCCAUCUAUUUGCACUGGAUCAAUGCCGAAUGGGAGUAUAAAACCAUCCAAGUUGGUCUGGAAAGUUGUUCACCGGAGUUUAACGCGUAUUUCAUGUCGGACUUGCUAUUCAAUGUGCUUCAAAACAACUGGUGCAUCGGCAAUAAACUGCUCUGUGGUGUGACACCAAUGAGCAAUGAGUCAGGAGUGGGUAUGGGCUUUCUUCGUGAAAAGAUCAAAAGAAUUAUAGGAUUAGAUAACAUUUCCCCGGACUGGAACGUGACAUGCCUGGGUCAUCUUAUUCAUGCGGGUGUGCUAGCGGCGCUCAAGGAGAUUCGUCACGAGAUCGUAAAGCUCCGCUCAUUGCUAUCGCUACUGAAGUCCACAACCGAAAGUCAAGAGCACUUUGCGCUGCGUACAACAGAUGUGGGGCUGCAGUAUCCAGACCAGCUUCCCAAUAUGGACUCACCAAAGAACUGGAAAACAACUAUUACAAUGAUUUUGGAGAGCGCUAAGAUCAAGGACACCAUCAACGCUUUGUACGGUGACGCCUCUAAUGGCAUGAACGUUUUCCUGCUGGAGGAGACCGAGUGGGAUCUGCUAGUAUGGGUGGCUACCUUUCUGCGGAAGUGCAUGCAGAUGGCUACGUGCCAGAGUGACCAGAAACACAUUUCGCUGAGCACCUCCAUCAAUGUCUGCAAGGCGAUCGUGGGGCUGUGCGACGGCACAGCUGCAUCAGCUUUAGACUUUACCGCGAGUGCCUUCACCAAGAUUCAAACCGUGUGUUUGAAAGUAAAAUCUAGCCUCGAGUCGUACCACACGGAGCACUCAUCAGCUUACUUUCGACUGGCAAAAAUCUUGGAUCCGCGGUUUUCCAACGAGUCCGUUGACAAGUCUACCAAGAAAACAUUUUUGCGAGAAAUGCUGCGUACAAGUAUGUACGAUGCACUGUCCGAUACAAGACUAGACGACGAACAAGCGCGACAUGAUGCCUCCACCGCGUACACGACGUUUGAAAAGCUGUUGGAUAUUGGAGAAGGUAUACCGGAUUACGCGAUCGAUGGUGAUGAAGUCGACCGGUUCUUUGACGCAACUCUGAUUCGUGACAAACGGUCCGACCCGUUUCUUUGGUGGAAGUCGAACGAAACACGAUUUCCAUCCUUGGCAAAACUUGCACGGGACAUCCUGUCUAUUCCUGCGACCGCCGUGCCCAGUGGUGCUGUGUUUACACAAGCAAACUAUGCGCGUGCAUUCAACGCAGACGUUUCGAUGGAGACGACCAAGCUUUUGAAGUUCAAUGAACUAUCACGUGCAUGGCAGAUUGAACGCCAGAAUUUCGGACGCAAACGACGUCGGGACUCUUUUGAUUACUUGGACCCACCGCUAGAACCUCCAGCAAAAUUGGCGUCAUAUGAAGAAAGUAUUUAG
Molecule: messenger RNA, 2103 nt
Organism: Peronospora farinosa
Lineage: Eukaryota; Oomycota; Peronosporomycetes; Peronosporales; Peronosporaceae
Source: the annotation of a GenBank genome assembly